GGAAAAAAAAAAAGAAAUGUUUAGAAAUAAGCACAGGAAGGCGGCACUGUCACUCUGCACGUAUUUUAAUUAAUCAUAUUAUAUUAUUAUAUUAUUACUAAAAUCCAUGAUUAUAAAUUAGUUAAAAGUGCCACCUGCAUAGGCAUUACGAUCAUUUUAGCGAUCAAUCAAUCAAUUUAGCAGUUUCGAUCAGAAGUUGGGGUUGGGAAUUUCGCUGGAAGUUCCCCAUUUCCUUUCAACAAAAAUGGAUACUUUUGGCUUUCACGAUGGCAACAUCUUUAAGUUCCUGGAGAGCAGAUACUUCGACGCUCGCCAUAAAUUAAGCUGGGAAGAGAGAGAGAAAGGGGAUGAUAAUUCUUUUCGGUUGAUAUCAAUCACAGUGUACAAAUGCAUUCAUCAUUGAUACGAAGACUCUCCCAGGAAAAGGAAUUAGAGGGGCACCAAGGUUGUGUCAAUUCUAUAGCUUGGAAUUCUACUGGUUCACUCUUGGUUUCUGGAUCAGAUGACACUCAGAUGAAUAUAUGGAGCUAUAAUGGUCGAAAGCUUUUGCAUUCUAUAGAUACUGGGCAUUCCGCAAACAUAUUCUGUACAAAAUUUAUUCCUGAAACUUCUGAUGAGCUUGUGGUCUCUGGAGCUGGAGAUGCUGAAGUUCGCUUGUUUAAUUUGUCUCGCCUAAGUGGCAGGGGCCCAGAUGAUAGUGCUAUAGCUCCCUCAGCUGUGUAUCAAUGUCACACUAGACGAGUAAAAAAAUUAGCUGUUGAAGUUGGAAACCCCAAUGUGGUUUGGAGUGCCAGUGAAGAUGGAACACUGAGACAGCAUGACUUUCGGGAGGGUACUUCUUGUCCUCCAGCUGGAUCUUCACCCCAAGAGUGUUGUAACAUUCUACUUGACUUGAGGUGUGGGGCAAAGAGGUCGCUGGCCGAUCCUCCUAAACAGACCCUUGCUCUGAAAUCUUGUGACAUUAGUGCCAGUCGGCCUCAUCUGCUCCUAGUUGGUGGGAGUGAUGCCUUUGCUCGUCUAUAUGAUAGAAGGAUGCUGCCUUCUCUGACCUCCUGCCGGAAAAGGACACAACCACCUCCUUGUGUUAAUUAUUUCUGUCCAAUGCAUCUUUCUGAACGUGUACGGUCAGGCUUGCACUUAACUCAUGUGGGUUUUAGUCCGAGUGGAGAUGAGGUUCUUGUCAGUUAUAGUGGAGAGCAUGUAUACCUCAUGAAUGUAAAUCAUGCUGGAGGAAGUGCUAUGCAAUAUACUUCAGGAGAUGCUUCAAAACUAAUGACCUUCACUCCUAUUCUCAAUGGGCUAGAAUUGCAACCACCACCAUCUGAUGUUUUCAGAAGUGGUCUUCAUUUUAAAAGCAAUUUGGCUUCCAUGCUUGAUAAAUGUAGGAAACUGCUUAAAAUUGCUGAAAAAUGCUUAGAGGAUGGUGCAAAUUAUUACCAUGGAAUUGAGGCGUGCAAUGAAGUUUUAGAUCGGCAUGGUCAAGAUAUUGGAGCUGCAAUUAGGCAUGACUGUCUCUGUACACGUGCAGCCUUGUUGCUUAAGCGUAAGUGGAAAAAUGAUGUUCACAUGGCCAUAAGAGACUGCUAUAAUGCUCGGAAAAUUGACAGCUCUUCCUUUAGAGCCCUUUAUUUUAUGUCUGAAGCUUUGUCACAGUUGGGAAAAUAUAAAGAAGCUCUGGACUUUGCUGUUGCUGCUCAACACGUGGCCCCAUCCAAUACUGAGAUCGCGGAAUGGGUGGAGAACAUAAAAAAGAAUCUUGCUGCAGCUGAAGCUGAAAAAACUAAUAAGGCAAAUGAUGGCUCCCUGAAGUCUGAAUUUCGAAGUGGUAGAGCACUGUCACUAAGUGACAUACUUUACCGCUCAGAGGCUAACAGUGAUGCAUCACAAGAUGGUCUAAGGUCUGAAAGAGAAGACUCUGACUAUGAUGAGGAAUUGGAGUUGGACUUUGAAACAUCAAUAUCAGGUGAUGAAGGGCGUGAUGUUGAGCCCAAUACUCUUCAUGGAAGUUUAAAUUUGAGGAUUCAUCGAAGAGGUGAUUCAACACGAGAAACAAGUUGUACAAAUGGCUCCUGCGGAUCACCUUCAUCAUCACAAAAUGAUCGGAUGCCUUAUCAGCCGGAGACAGUCAUUGAUAUGAAGCAGAGAUUUGUUGGCCACUGUAAUGUUGGAACUGAUAUAAAACAGGCCAGUUUUCUGGGCCAGAGAGGUGAGUAUAUCGGCAGUGGAAGUGAUGAUGGUAGAUGGUUUAUUUGGGAAAAGCAAACUGGUAGACUAAUAAAAAUGCUUCUCGGAGAUGAAGCUGUUGUGAAUUGUGUGCAGUGCCACCCAUUUGAUUGUGUCGUGGCUACCAGCGGGAUUGAUAACACAAUAAAGAUUUGGACUCCAACUGCUUCUGUCCCCUCAAUUGUAGCUGGAGGAUCAGCUGGGCCAGAAACUUCCAACAUUUUGGAAGCCAUGGAAAGCAAUCAACGUAGAUUAAGCCACAAUCGUGAAGUUAUUCUUUGCAGCCCCUUUGAACUUCUGGAGCGCUUUCGGAUGCAUGAAUUUACCGAAGGUACUUUGCACCCUCAUGAGUGUGUGCAGAGCUAAUCAUGAUGUCUUUUGUUGGAGCAUGCAAUGUUAUCUGAUGAAGUAUAAAUGGAGGAUAUUGUGUUUUUACGGCAAAAACUCGGGAAAGAAGAUACAGGCAGCCGAUUGGUAUUAGUAGUAGGAAAUUAGAUGACCAUGUAAAGCCUUUUGAUGUUUUAUGAAAUAAGUUGAAGGAUCUUAUAAAGCAUAUUGGCGUAGUAUAAUGAUCUUAUAGAGCAUCAUUUACCUUUACCCUCUUUAAGUAACUUUUUUCUUUUUGUUUGUUUUUUUGAGAAAUUGUGUUUGUUAAUGUAUUUAUUGAAUGUAUUCCUGUAUAGAUGAUAUUUUCUUCCAAUGUAGAUGUUAUCUUUUUAAAUGGCUUUUCGACUGAA
This is a messenger RNA of Jatropha curcas, 2960 nucleotides long. RefSeq names its product transducin family protein / WD-40 repeat family protein (gene ASG2). The record is from RefSeq and is a predicted model, not a curated record. NCBI's taxonomy places the organism in Eukaryota, Viridiplantae, Streptophyta, Magnoliopsida, Malpighiales, Euphorbiaceae. Gene Ontology annotation, biological process: negative regulation of fatty acid biosynthetic process. Gene Ontology annotation, molecular function: protein binding. Gene Ontology annotation, cellular component: cytoplasm; Cul4-RING E3 ubiquitin ligase complex.